Messenger RNA from Panicum hallii, 1225 nucleotides. RefSeq names its product 30S ribosomal protein S5. Gene Ontology annotation, cellular component: small ribosomal subunit; ribosome. The transcript has 2 exons. NCBI's taxonomy places the organism in Eukaryota, Viridiplantae, Streptophyta, Magnoliopsida, Poales, Poaceae. Gene Ontology annotation, biological process: translation. The coding region runs from base 57 to 1034 and encodes 325 amino acids. The record is from RefSeq and is a predicted model, not a curated record. Gene Ontology annotation, molecular function: RNA binding; structural constituent of ribosome.
GCCUGCGCCUCCUCCCUCCUCCCCCCUCCCUCGCCGGGGCGCCCCCUAACUCCGAAAUGGCGGCCACCGCCAGCACCGCCGCCGCCAUGGCCAUGGCCACCAUCUCCCCCACCACCCCCAUCCCAACCGCACCCUUCCCAUCCCUCCCUCUGGGCUUCCGCCUCCGCCCCCAACCGCUCCUCCUCUCCGCCUCCCGGCGCCUCCUCCUCCUCCCCGUCCCCAGGGCCUCCUCCUGGGACGAAUCCGCCCCCGAGGAGGAAGGCGAUGCGGAGGAGUCCGAGGAAUCCGCCGCCGCCGGGGACGAGGAGGACGAGGACGAGAAGCCGCGGCCGGAGCCGGUGUCCUCGGCCGAGUUCCAGUUCGCGGCGCCCCCCGAGGGGUACGUGGAGCCCGCGGCGUUCGACGAGCUCCCGCCGGAGUCCCCCGAGGACGUGGCCGCGGCGUACGAGUCGCUCUACGGGCCGGCAUUCAGCGGCGAGACCGUGCUGGGGAACAACGUCUUCGAGGUCAAGGUGGUCGACCCCAUCGACAUGGACCGGGAGCAGCGCCCCAACGACGACUUCAGCGAGCGCGUCGUGCAGGUCAACCGCGUCACCAAGGUCGUCAAGGGAGGGAGGCAGCUCUCCUACCGCGCCAUCGUCGUCGUGGGCGACAUGAAGGGGCACGUCGGCGUCGGCGUGGGCAAGGCCAAGGAGGUCACCGAGGCCAUCACCAAGGCUGCCAUGAACGGUCGCCGCAAUCUUGUCACAGUGCCGCUCACCAAGUACUGCACCUUCCCGCACAGAGCUGAUGCGGACUUUGGAGCAGCCAGAGUUAUGCUGAGGCCUGCUUGCCCUGGAUCUGGUGUCAUUGCUGGUGGAGCUGUGAGGGUCGUGCUGGAGAUGGCUGGGGUUGAAAAUGCUCUGGGGAAGCAGCUGCGGAGCAAGAACCCCCUGAACAAUGCGAGAGCUACCAUCAAGGCGACGCAGAUGAUGAGGCAGUUCAAAGACGUCUCAGAGGAGCGGGGGAUCCCAAUGGAGGAGCUAUGGAAAUGAUAGAAACAUUUUCAAACUGAAACCCCCUUUUGUAGCAUUCUCUCUCUUUUUUGCUGUAUUUUUCUUGAGUUCAUUUUCUGAUGUAUCUAUCUAUGGGAUAGGGAUAAUCCCGCCUCACGAUUUCGCUUCGCAAAUCUCUUCAGGAAUCUGUGAGUAGUACCAACAUUUACACGCAAGCUUCAGAGAUGAAA